UGUGUGUCACACAUCAUACGGAUUUAAUCGAAGCAGUUAUCUUCAUAGACAGGAUGGCUUCAGAACAUGUUGCCACUUCGCCGAAUCCGGAGGAUCAUCUGGACAAACUUUCCAUUCCGCGGAGGGUGGGGUGUCAGAAUUCACUCCGAGAGUGACAGAGCGGAACCAUGCCGUCUCGCCACAGCAGCCGCAAGAACUCGCUUAUGUGGCUUUUAGCCUGUGUGUGCUGCUUCGCUCUGGGGCUCAUCUCAUCGUACGCGAGCACUUUUUCGCUCGCAUCCUUCCAGGAGAAGGCUAUACAGGUUAAGACCAACUUACUUCGGGCCAGUCCGUCGACGUGGCAGAAUUUACACGAGGGGGUACAACAAAGCAACGGCUCUUCGGUCGAGAACGACUACGCUCGGGGCAUUAUCCUGUGUCUACACAAUGGUAUCGUGGCUAUGGGUGUGUCGCUUAUCCGGGAGCUACGCUGUCUGGGCAAUACGGAGCUUAUCCAGGUGUAUCACUGCUUCCCUAACGAGAUGUCGGACGAGAGUAGAGCGCUAUUGACCCGUAAUGACUCGAAGGUGGAGAUUGUCGACGUAUGCACGGAGAUACUGUCCAAAGAUGGCCCCGAGAACCUCUUUUUAGGCGACAAAAAGCUGGCCAAAGCCUUCCAGAACUACUGGAUCAAGCCAUUGGCGCUGUAUCAUACCAAGAUUCGAGAGGUUAUUCUAGUGGAUGGAGAUGCAGUGUUGAUGCGGGAUCCUUCAGUACUCCGCCUCAUGUCUGGGUAUCAACGCACAGGCACGACAUUCUUCCGUGAUCGCAUUGCCAAGAUGAACAGGUUUCUCAACAAGAAGAGGGAAGACGGUAAACCGUAUAUUAAGCACCUGGUCGACUCGUUCCCGUAUAAAAAACUCGGACUCAAGGGGCCAAAACCAUCCGAAGAACUGAAAAAUACUUUUUCGUGGCGUGGAGAUACUGGCCACGAGAUGGACUCGUCCAUGGUUUUAGUGGAUAAAACAAGGGCGGGCAAGGCCAUGGAAGUCUUGAAGGAACUCAUCUUUAAUACGCGCUUCCACUUACAGUUCUCCUGGGGAGAUAAAGAGGCCUUCUGGCUCGCCUACGAGCUGGCACAUCAAGACUAUUUUUUCUCUCCUUGGGGAUUGAGUCUGCUGGAAUCAGUACCGAAUAAUGAUCUCGCACAUCCGAACACAAUGUGUGGUAGUAUGGCGCAUUUCUUACCUACGGAAAACGAGACGGAUACAGCAGAACUGUUGUAUGUCAAUGGCAAGGCGCUGCUCGAGCCGUUCCCGUCUGGAGUGGAGAAGACUGUCAAGGGCAAGCGGUCAAGAAUGUUUAACUUAAAUCCGACCCACUUGACGCCGCGAUAUCGACACGACGACUUCGAUCUGGCAACUUCUAAAUCGUUCGAGUGCAUGGACAAUCUGGGAUCUGUGCCACUUCCUCAUUAUUUCUUCGGUCGUCUGCUGCGUCGCCGAUUCCACUACUUCGCAGCAGAGACAAACGCGUACGAGGCAUUGGGGGAUUGUCCCGAACGGACAGGUUAGGCUUAGAACCAGCCAAUGUCUCGUCCCAUUCGUUAGCGAUGGAUGGUAUGUGACUGGCUGCGAGUAUGUAGAAUGUGACUCAAUCAAUGUACAGGCGUUUUCAACUCUUAGA
Messenger RNA from Phytophthora nicotianae INRA-310, 1665 nucleotides. RefSeq lists its product as hypothetical. Gene Ontology annotation, cellular component: Golgi apparatus. Bases 168 to 1553 code for a protein of 461 amino acids. The transcript has a single exon. Gene Ontology annotation, molecular function: alpha-1,3-mannosyltransferase activity. Lineage: Eukaryota; Oomycota; Peronosporomycetes; Peronosporales; Peronosporaceae. The record is from RefSeq and is a predicted model, not a curated record. Gene Ontology annotation, biological process: protein O-linked glycosylation.